CACAAUGAACAGUAUUUGUUUAUGAAAUACAAAGCAUUACGCAAAAUAAUAGAAACAUAUUUUUGCCCUAUUGGCAAUCAAAAUGAGCACAGAAAAUGAUUUUAAUGUGAACAAAUUAUGGAAGUCAUUUUAUUCAGAUGUUCUUGUCUUAUCUAUAUCAGUUGUGAUAUUGCUUUUUUCGUGUGUCCUUAGUGUCCAUCUCAGUAUUUUCUUUGGGCUGAUCAUAAGCUUUUCGUUUGCGGCUGGUUGUACGUCUAUUAUUGUUGCAUUACAGCAUAAAGCGAGCAUAGCAAAUUACUUCCAAAAAGUGCAAAAAUAUUUAGGUUUGAAACAGGAACCAAAGUCCAAACCCAUAGACUGUGAUAUAUGUGGCAUUAUCAAGUGCAAUCGUCACUUGACGGUUAUACCUGAUAGAGAGCCAUGGCGAAGACUAUUUAUUUCGAAUGAAUUAAAUGAAGCAUUAGCCAGCUUUUAUACAAAGAUACUGAAUGCAUUCGUUGAGAGUUGGUUUUCACUUCUGUCAAAAAACGAAGAUUUCGUUACUGCAUUGAAACAUAUUCUGCGUGAGGCGACAUGCCGCUUAAUACUUAAAAUUAAAGAUUUGGACAUUUCAAAAAUAAUUGCAUACAAGCUGCUACCAUGCAUCUUAAAUCACCACGAAAUUGUUCAGAAAAUGAUAAACAAUGGUGUAACUCUGGAUAAACUUGCGGAUCAAUUUUAUGUAAAUGAGUAUCAGAUUCAUCCCGCCGUUCGAAAUCGUCAAUCCGAAUUGGAUUAUUUGCGUGCUGUUGCCAGAUGCUUAUUGCCAAGGAUUUGUAUCAAUCAAAAUCUCGAUAGCAAAGUAUUUUUCAGUCUUGGACGUGAAUUGGUUGCCUGUUGGGUGCUUUUACCAUUGAUGGACGUGCUUGCAAAUCCAAACUGGCUCAAUGCAAUGAUAAUUGAAGCGACCCAAAAACGAUCCGAAAGCUCAACAAAACUGGUUGACUCAAAAGGUGAUAGAGUCAUGUUUUUGACAAAUUUUAUCGAUAAAACCAAUGGAAAUGGCAUAAUAUUAUCUAAAGAAGAUAACGACCAUGCGUCAAAUCAUGGAACUGACUUUCUGACCGAUCAACAUCAGUUGUACAUGUUUAUGCAAUUCUUAAAACGAGAAGGUGCCGUUGACAUUCUUCGAUUUUACUUGGACGUGGACAGUUUGAAUGCUGAAUUAAUGGAUCCAAAGAUCACAACCGAUCCGGCAAAGCUAUCUUCACUUCAGCAACAAUCGGAAACUCUUUUAAAAGCAUACAAGGCUAUGAUGGAGCGAGAUUUCAAGAAAUCGGUAGAGAGUCUGGCCGAAGCUCAAGAAGACGUAAAGAAAAGUUUAAAAGGCAAAUGGCAACGUGCAUUCCACCAAACUCCCGAAUAUUUCAAAAUGACUUACGGCGGACGUGAGAUCUCAGAAUCGGAUGAACCAAAAGCAACUGAUGUUCAAACUGGAACCGUAUCUCGAUUUAGUUCAAAAUUGAAAGGUGCAAUACGAGGGGCCAUCGACGGGGCACCGUUAGAAGCUACUGAGGUUCCAACGGUAUGGGACGCUUUCGCCACAGAUGAACCGCAGCCAAAUAGCUCAAAUUUGGCCGGUAAUUCAACAAUUUACAGUUCAGUUACACAGAAAUUGCGAAAAGAGCGCGGUCAAAAUUUGGAUGCAUUUAUCUGUAACUUCAUGCAAUCCAUUGAACAAUCAACAGACGUUGGGGAAGAUGUCAUCGAAAUGAAAGAGACUAAACCAAAUGAUAUAAAGCCACAUCCACCUGGUGUGUCUUUGGUAUUCGGUGAUCUUUUUGGUGUGAAAUUGUCUUUCAAGCAGCCAAACAAAGAAGCAUUCGCUCAGCAGAUGCGAUGGCUCGAAGGACCGUCAGAAUGUUUAAUUUACAUUCUAAUGCACGUUGUGGAUGUGAGCCGAUUCAUUGUUCGUUUCAUUCUGGGUGUUAUUAAUAUAUCGAAAUCCAUCGUUGACUCUCUACUAUGCAAAGGGAUCGAUAAAUUGCUACAAAUGGCACUGUAUGAGCCGCGUUUAACGCUUUUGGUGCGAACGGUCGAUGAACAGUUAUUUGGUAAAGAGAAGAAAACCGAUCCAAGUUUCACGGAGUUGCUUGAACAACAACGGCAAGCGAGAAAUCGUCUUGCAAAAAUAUCGCCAAAACUUGCAAAUUGUGCAGACAUACUGCAGUCACCCAUUUUAAAUAAACAUCUGUCAUAUUGUCUAUUAGAUUUAAUAAUUGCCGAACUUUAUCCAGAAUUGGCCAAUAAUAUGGCCAAAAAUUGAACCAGUUACAAAUUACCAAAAAUAAUGGUAAAAUUCCGCUAACUAUUUUUUAAAUAUGUGUUUAUAAUCAUGUAUGAAUCUCAAAUAAAAAUCCAAUAAUUAUAACGAAA
Molecule: messenger RNA, 2415 nt
Organism: Contarinia nasturtii (swede midge)
Lineage: Eukaryota; Metazoa; Arthropoda; Insecta; Diptera; Cecidomyiidae
Product: sorting nexin-14-like
Exons: 8
Coding region: 83-2305 (740 amino acids)
Biological process (GO): autophagosome maturation
Cellular component (GO): late endosome
Molecular function (GO): phosphatidylinositol binding
Source: RefSeq, a predicted model, not a curated record